Messenger RNA from Stegodyphus dumicola, 676 nucleotides. RefSeq names its product T-box transcription factor mls-1-like. The record is from RefSeq and is a predicted model, not a curated record. Gene Ontology annotation, molecular function: RNA polymerase II cis-regulatory region sequence-specific DNA binding; DNA-binding transcription factor activity, RNA polymerase II-specific. Gene Ontology annotation, cellular component: nucleus; chromatin. NCBI's taxonomy places the organism in Eukaryota, Metazoa, Arthropoda, Arachnida, Araneae, Eresidae. Gene Ontology annotation, biological process: positive regulation of DNA-templated transcription; regulation of transcription by RNA polymerase II; cell fate specification.
CGCACGAAAAGAAGAACCUGACUGCUGCAGCUCAAACUGCUUUUUAGUUUUGAAGGAAUCUUUUAAUGAUUCUCGUUUCGACCUCACUCACAAAAAUAACGGAUCAUUCCAGAAUGACAAUUCUGAAGGGGAAUUCGGGCAACUGCCAUUGCCUCGAACUAAUUUGCUGGAUUUAAAUAGUCAACAAUUAAAGAACUGUAAAGUUAUUCCACUGAAUGUUUCACAAUCAACGAAAGAUUACUGCAUCUUUCCAUCAAUCUUUCCUAUAAGAACACGGUGCCUGCAACCAUCCACAAGCAUGAAUCGUAAUGCAUACCCAUUUCGGUUCAAUGAAAAUGUAUUCUCCAAAUGGUCUUCCUAUAAUAGAGAUAAUCCUGUGUAUUGGAGGUGAUCCUGAUUAUAGACAAGAACAAAUAAUGCACGUUACAUCAUCGGAUGCAUCGAAAACUGUUUUGUAUCUUGCAUUAUCUGGCGAAGCAGGUCGUUUCGACUCUGACGGUUCGACGCCAACGGUUCGACGCCGGGGCAGUUCGACGCUGUACGUUUCGACGCAGAAGCAGUUCGACGCCAUAUUUGUUUUUCGUAUUUUUAUUUAUUUUUUUAGAAUAAAUAUGAAAUAAUAUAAUAAAGUAAUAUGACUGAUUUUUAUUUAUUGAAUUAGCGAUUGUUGCAUGCA